AAAAAGAUUUGAUCCGAAUUUCUUAUGGAGCAAAAGACAUUUUCCUUGAGCACGUUCUCUGRAAAUAUAAGCUGAUAAAAAAGUUGAUGUUCAUUGAAACUGUUCAGUUGCUCCUCAAUGGAUCUGUCUUCAGUGUUACGAUAUGCUAUUGAAUUCCUUAGUGUCCUGGCGUUUUAUUUGGUGCCAUUUUGUGGWGCAUUUCAGCUUGGAGUGUAUAUUUUAUACAAGUUGCUAUUUACCCCAUUAUGGCCUCUGGUGCCUCUCUAUUUAGGAUGGACAUUCCUUUUUGACUUGAAUACUCCCAAACAAGGUGGGAGACGUGCAGCAAGCUUCAUGAAAAAUUUACCACUGUUCAAAUUUAUUCGGGAUUAUUACUCAAUGACACUGGAGAAAACUGCAGAUCUUGAUCCAAGCAGAAAUUAUAUUUUUGGAUAUCAUCCCCAUGGCUUAAUUGCCAUUGGUGCUGUGGUUGGCUUUCAGACAGAAGCACUUCAGUUCAAUCAGAAAUACCCUGGAAUAACUUCUCAUAUGAGUGUAUUAUCUUGUUUACUGAAAGCUAUUCUAUAUAGAGACAUUCUUAUGAGUCUAGGAAUAGUUGAAGUGUCAAGAGAUUCUCUGGAACAUAUUUUAACUGCUAUGGGACCAGGACAGUCUGUUGUAAUCAUUGUUGGAGGUGGGGCAGAAGUAGCAGAAACUGGGUACCAGGACUUUUACUGUCUCACCAUGAAGAGAAGAAAAGGGUUUAUUAAGUUAGCAUUGCAGACAGGGUCUGAUCUAGUUCCAGUAUUUGGAUUUGGUCAGAACAAUAUGUGUACACAGUUGGGAGGUCCAGGAUCAUGGUAUUGGCGAGCACAACACUGGCUAUAUGACAAAACUAGACAGUAUGGCUUUCCUAUAACAUGCUGUUGUUGUCUGCCAUUUGUAUUCCCCUGGCGUACACCUAUCAAUAUAGUUGUUGGAAAUCCAAUUCGUGUGAGCAAAACACCAAACCCUACACAAGAUCAAAUUGAUGAGCUUCAAGCCACAUACAUUGAUAAACUACAGGAAUUAUUCAACACUUACAAAGUGAAGUACAACCUCCAACAUUCUAAGCUGAUGUUGAUAUAAAAUAAUCUGCACAACUAUAACAGUUAUAGCGUGUGAAUAAACUACGGUAUUUUAUUCUAAUGUUUAACCCAAACACAAAAAACUUUGGAUGCAUGCACAGUACAGUCCUGGCUUUUUUCAUGAGCAGUUGGAAAGGAAAACAAUUAGAACUGGUGCAGURCAUAAAGUGAGCUAUUGUGCAUAAGUAUGAACAAAAUAAUUAAUGCCAUAUCUGMAAAUUAUAUACUCCCACAUGUAUGUUUUAGUAAUAUAUGAUUUYAUGUUUGUAGUAUUUAAUUUUAAUGUAAUUGCUGUGUACAUAGAUCAUUUUUAAUAAAAUCUUAAAACAAC
Molecule: messenger RNA, 1437 nt
Organism: Exaiptasia diaphana
Lineage: Eukaryota; Metazoa; Cnidaria; Anthozoa; Actiniaria; Aiptasiidae
Product: diacylglycerol O-acyltransferase 2
Exons: 5
Coding region: 118-1107 (329 amino acids)
Biological process (GO): triglyceride biosynthetic process
Cellular component (GO): endoplasmic reticulum membrane
Molecular function (GO): diacylglycerol O-acyltransferase activity
Source: RefSeq, a predicted model, not a curated record